Molecule: messenger RNA, 835 nt
Organism: Paramecium octaurelia
Lineage: Eukaryota; Ciliophora; Oligohymenophorea; Peniculida; Parameciidae
Source: the annotation of a GenBank genome assembly
UAUAGAAAAAGGCAUGAAUAUAGUAAUUCUAUGCAAAUCCAAUCCAUUUUACAAAAAUGUUGAUCCAAACUCAAAGAUAUAUGAUUAUAUGAGCAAAAUUUUCGAAAUGCCUAAGAACAGCAUCAUAGUAAAAAUAUCACCCACUGAAAAUAUUGAUAAAGAGGAUUAUUUUUCAAAGUUUAAGAAUGCAAAUACCUCGCAUAUAGCAUUUUAUGUUUAUGAUUCAAAUGGAUGUUCUUUAGAGUAUGUUAAUCCUCAGUUUAAGAAAUCGACUAGCAUUACAGAGUAUGGGUACUGCAGUCAAGAAAACGAUGAGACUUCAUUGAGUAGGACUUAAAUAAACAAUUCGUCAAAAAUUUUUUAUGAAGAUAAAUUAGAAUAGAUUAUUACAAUGACGAGAAAUAUAUCAUAAUAGAAUUUUGACAGUGGUUCUGUGAAAAGUCUUUAGAAUAAUAUGUGUACAUUUUGUAUGGUUCUUAUUGAAGAGGCUUCUAUUGAAACAUCCUGCUUUCAUUAUUUCCACACUAAUUGCUUUAAGCUUAUAAUAGAAAACUAACUGUUUUAAAAAGCACCAAUUCUGAAUUGUCUGUGCAAAAUGCAGCUUAAUUUAAAGUCCCUACUUUAUUUAGACGAUAAGUACGAAGCUGAAUCCUUCAAACAUAGAUUUAUACUGAAUUAAUUGUCUGCAUUAGAGAAGAAUAUACAAAACUAGUUUGGAAAUGAAUUUAGGAAAUGCAAGAAUGUUAAAAGUUGUAACUUUUUUUAUAUGCAUUUACCUUUCAUUUAAAAGUAACAUGAGUUUUGCCCAAAUUGUUUAUGGCAUAGCGAUAAAUGA